CUGUAGACUCCUACACCUCCUCAUCAUGAACUUCAUCAGCGUGCUGUCCUGCCUCAGCCUGCUGCUAGCAGCUGCCGUCGCCCAAGAUCCAAAACCCUGUGUUUCUCCACCGCUGAUGAGUGGAGGCUUCUCUGUGAUGACUGGCAACGGCCUCAUGUCAACAGGAAUAAUCAGCUUAGAUGGAUUUGGUCAGAGGAUGCGGGUUAAAACCUAUGUGAUGAACGGGAAUCAGACCUCUGGUUUGGACCAGCUCAUGCUUUUCAACCAGAAAAUCUAUUAUGAGAUCAACUGGAGCAAAAUGUCAUGCAAGAAGAUGAUGCUGGAUACAGCCUUCGUUCCCAUGCAAGUGCCCUCUGAUGCUCAACUCAUGGGUCAGAUAUUCCUGGGCUCCUCCUCUUCCUGGGGAAUGGGUGUGCUAGUCAACACCUGGUAUGGAAACCUGCCAAACAACGGCAUGUAUUCCACUGUCUUCUCUGAGAUUGGCUGCAUCCCAAUUUUCUACAACGCCUACACACCAGCAUCUGGAUGGAACACCAUCAGCACCUUCAACUGGGUCUUGGGCAACACAAAUCCCAUGGAGUACAUCCCACCUUUCUUCUGUGCCAGGUCUAAACUGGAGGAGACAGAGACACCACAUACGUUCUUCACUGCCUUGGGGUCUCUGGCCAUGAAAACCAAGAACGAGGAGUAAAGAUGUAGAGCAUCUCACCAUGAAAAAUCAGCAAUACUGCUCCUAGAGCUAAACUUAUUCUAAAUGAUCCAGUAAUCAUCAAAGAAUGAUUACUGCAAAUUGUAUUGACAUGAUUUAAAAGGUUGCUUGAGCCUGCUCAGCUGCUUUAUAGCCACGUGUUGAACACCUAGUCAUAUGUCUAUUACACUCUACAUAUGUCCUCACUCAGAGAGAACUGAGUGAGGGAGACUUUUCAGAAUCAACUAAUGAAACUUGAUCUCCUCAAUAAAAUCUAUAAAAGCAUUGAAUGGUCCUGCAGUCUGUGGCGUUUGGAUGAAUGAAUGAAUACGUCUGCAGAAAUAACAGGAAAAACAACUACAACAUAGAACAUAAAGAACUA
Molecule: messenger RNA, 1070 nt
Organism: Paralichthys olivaceus (Japanese flounder)
Lineage: Eukaryota; Metazoa; Chordata; Actinopteri; Pleuronectiformes; Paralichthyidae
Product: ependymin-like
Biological process (GO): cell-matrix adhesion
Cellular component (GO): extracellular region; lysosome
Molecular function (GO): calcium ion binding
Source: RefSeq, a predicted model, not a curated record